Messenger RNA from Cladophialophora immunda, 2835 nucleotides. RefSeq lists its product as uncharacterized. Gene Ontology annotation, molecular function: metal ion binding; glycerophospholipase activity. The record is from RefSeq and is a predicted model, not a curated record. The transcript has a single exon. Gene Ontology annotation, cellular component: cytoplasm. Lineage: Eukaryota; Fungi; Ascomycota; Eurotiomycetes; Chaetothyriales; Herpotrichiellaceae. Bases 1 to 2835 code for a protein of 944 amino acids.
AUGGCUCAGCUCGUCCAUACGCUGGGACCUACGUGUGCCUUCUAUGAGGACGAGCCUGAUGACACUUCCAGCGACGGAUUAAUCCCCCCAAGGGUCAAAGCACAGUUCUUCUACGUAUCCUCGCUCCCGAUCGAUGACCCUCUCUCUCCACUGCCACCAGUGUCUGCGGACAAGGCCACCGAUCUUCCUCCACAACCGUUUUCGGUCCGGGACAAUGCCGCCUUGGAAGAAGCAUGGCUGACUUUUCAGAAAGGCGAUGGAGGGCCUCAGGGUCAAGAAGGAGUGAGCAGAAGGAGGAAUUUGGGACAAGAAGGAAUAUUUUCAUUUUCCCAGCUCCGAGACGCCCCGGGCACCAAGGAGGAUUCACAAGCAACGAAGUCCGGCUCGUCUAGAACGAAAGGUGUUUCGCGUGGGCGUGCAAAAGCCUGCCCAAAAUCACCCUCAUCAGGAUCCGAGGUCAUGCUGGAGCAUGCACACAGCGGUUCUAAGGGCGACACUCAACCGGUUGAUGCUGAAGAGUUGCGGGAAAAUGCCGAGCUCCAGCAACAGCCCAGCAAGGACUCGAGCAAACAUAAGAGGCGGUUUUCACCCUUUCAUCGCCGACACAAGGAAGCAAAGGACAGCCGCGAUGCUCUUCCCAGGCCUGCCGAACUUGCAGAGACGGGUCCACCUGGAACGCAGCCCUUACUGGACCCUUCUUCUGAUAUCAGCGGUCGACCAUUUGCACGCGCGCCUAGUGGGCGCAAUGUCAGUUCUGCGCUAACCUAUGAACCUGGAGAGAACUAUUCUGAUGAAUCAGCAGCCGAGUCGAGAAGUCGUUCUCGGAGUUCGGGUCGUCGUCGCAAGAAGGAAAAAGGAAACGAGAAAGCUUAUGUCCCGGUCGGCGUAUCUCGGUUGCACUUGGUCGAAAUGCCGGAUCUUGUCAUGAAACCGAUAUAUUGGUCCCCCAUCAAUGACACAUCCAACGUGAUUCGGGCCACUUGGUUCUACAAGGACACCAUGUUACCUGUUCCAGCUGACGUGGCGAAUCGUCUAGAAGUCGGCUAUGAGUACAUAAAGCCCUUUGGCCCCGCUUAUCAAGAAGAAUUACAGGCUUGCAUCGAUAAUGGUGCUUCUGCGGAAAUGAAGGUUGUGUACAAGCUGUGGCCUGACGAGCCGAAACCGAGCAGACCUUCCACUGCUUUGGACAUGAAGGAAACGGACGAAAGCGACGGACAGCGGAAGGGGAGCAAGGAUCUGCCAGAAAUCAUCCAGAAUGCUGCUGCAGAUCCUCGAAAUACCCCAGACAAACGGCUCUUCGCGACUCACAGCGUCAUCUACACGGAUGCUCGGAAUGCUCAAAUCUUGAAGCCUAACCUGCUUCCUUCUAUUUCACAGAAUCGCCGCCCUUUGAGUUCCCUUCGGAAAGGGAGACAGAUCGGCGUUGCAGUUGUCCGUGGGUUCGACCGCAAGGCGUGGCUGAAAAUCCAUCCCGAUCCCAAAAUGGACGCUAAGGCAGCUCAUGCGAAGGUCGGAGCCUAUAUGUCUCAAUCAGGAGAUGCCACUACCCGAGGACGGCGAAUGUCAUGCGCAGCUUGCGAGCACGAUAGCAAAGCGCCGAAGGUUACUGACCUUGUCUUUGUCAUCCAUGGCAUUGGGCAAAAGCUAUCAGAAAGAGUAGACAGCUUCCAUUUCACUCACGCCGUGAAUGGUCUGCGACGGGAAUUCAAUGUUGAACUGGCAAGCGAAGUCGUGAAAGGAAAUCUGAGGCAUGGAACGGGCAUCAUGGUCCUGCCUGUGAACUGGCGGUUGACUGUCUCGUUUGACGAGGAUAUGAAGGCUGCUUCCGAAGGCACCGAGAAUAAAUACGCCUUGAAGGACAUCACUCCCGAUACACUCCCUGCUGUCCGAUCCAUUAUCAGCGACGUGAUGCUGGACAUUCCCUACUACAUGUCACACCACAAGGAAAAGAUGACCUCGGCAGUCAUUAGGGAAGCCAACCGAGUCUACCGACUUUGGUGUCGUAAUAACCCAGGAUUUGAAGACUAUGGCAGAGUACACCUGGUUGCCCACUCCCUCGGGUCAGUCAUGGCCAUGGAGAUUCUCAGUCAACAGCCUACUCGACUUGGCAAGGACAUGAAAUUUGAUCCCAAAAGGCCAAGCGAGAAGAUCUUCGAAUUUGACACGACCAACAUGUUCUGCUGUGGGAGCCCUUCGGGCUUCUUCCUGCUUCUUCAUGGCGCCAAUCUGGUCCCGAGAAAAGGCAGGGACAAACCUGGUAUGAAAGGGGAGGAUCGUCAACCGGGGAUUGCCAGCGAAGCAAAAUACGGAUGUCUCGCCGUCGACAACAUCUAUAAUAUCGUCCACAGAAACGAUCCAAUCUCCUAUCUGCAAAACGCAUCCGUGGAUGAACUGUACGCGAAGUCCCUUCAACCGGCAGUUAUACCCAGUGCUAGUGUCAGCUUCAUGACACGCAUCGGCCACAGCCUUCGAUGGGCUUCGGGUACCACGGGUGAUCCGUACUCUGCCAUCGUUUCGCCAGCCCGUCCACAACUCACCCACCUGCCCAGCACUGUGGAACUGGAGACACACAAUUUCACCCGCGAAGAAGUUGCCGAGAAACGUAUGUAUCUGCUCAAUGACAAUGGGCAGAUUGACUGGUUCCUGUCGGCAGGCGCCGGUCCCUUGGAAUUCCAAUACUUGAACAUGCUCAGCGCACAUAGCAGUUAUUGGAUUUUACAGGACUUUGUGAGAUUCUUGGUUGUGGAGAUUGGGAGAGAGCCCGGGAAAAGUCAUACGCUGCCGGCGCUCCGGGCUUUGAAGAGGCGCGAGUACAAGAGAGGCGAUAUUCCUUGA